Molecule: messenger RNA, 2484 nt
Organism: Mizuhopecten yessoensis (Yesso scallop)
Lineage: Eukaryota; Metazoa; Mollusca; Bivalvia; Pectinida; Pectinidae
Product: heat shock 70 kDa protein 12A-like
Exons: 6
Coding region: 122-1786 (554 amino acids)
Molecular function (GO): ATP binding; ATP-dependent protein folding chaperone
Source: RefSeq, a predicted model, not a curated record
CAAGCAUAUGUGUUGUGCUGUCAAUUCAGAACUUGAAAUGAGAAGUAGAAAUGUGUUUCGGGAAUCCCGGAACUUUAAAUAUUACCCAGGAUUGAUCCAGGACUGGAUGUGAUGCCCAAGUAUGGCCUCAGCUCAGAAAUUACUGGUGGUAGCUAUCGACUUUGGGACGACGUACUCGGGUUACGCCUUUUCCUUCUACCACGAGUAUAAGUCUAACAAGAAAAAAGUGAGAACUUACCUUUGGCCGACUGGAAUAGGCUUGGAACAGUCCACUAAGGCACCUACCUCCAUACUAUUUGACUCCAGACAAAAGUUCCACUCAUUCGGGUACCAGGCAGAGGAUACUUACACCAGGUUGCCGGAUGACCAUCAAAAGCAAUGGUAUUACUUCAAAAGAUUCAAAAUGACGCUUUUCAAAAACGAGAAUUUAAAUGAGAUGACCAGGAUAAAAGAUGUGACAGGAAGGGAGAUGCGCGCAAUGGACGUGUUUUCAGCAGGGAUCAACUACCUUCGGGAUCAUUUCCACGAAAUGUUGCAGGAAAGAAGCAUCGUUGAAGAAGAGGACAUCCAGUGGGUUUUAACUGUACCCGCAAUCUGGAACGAUGCUGCCAAACAGUUCAUGAGGAAGGCUGCAGUGAAGGCCGGCAUAAAUGGUGAUCGUCUGAAACUGGCUCUUGAACCGGAAGCUGCUGCCUUGUAUUGUAAAUCUAACGUUCGCCAGGAAAUGUUCCCCAUCGGCCAUACGUUCAUGAUUGUGGAUUCUGGAGGCGGUACGGUGGAUGUGACUGCGCACAAGGUUCGCCUUUCAGGUAAACUACAGGAAGUCCUUCCUCCAUCAGGAGGUCCAUGGGGAGGAACAAAGGUAGACGACGCUUUCCAGACAUUCCUUGUGAAAGUCUUUGGACUCGCCGCUAUCAGGAAAAUGUCAAAAGCUGAAAAUUUGCAGAUAGAGAGGGAAUUCGAGAUUGUCAAGCGGUCUUUUAACCCGGUAGCUACAAUGUCAGCAGCAAAUAUCUGGAUUCCUUACUGUCUUAGAGAGAGCCUGGGUAGAACAACCGGAAUACAACACUCUAUCAAGAUUAGAGGUGAUAAAAUGAGCAUUCCACACCUAACGGUUGCCAGCUUCUUUGAUGUGCCAGUCCAAAAGAUUGUAAACCACGUAAGGGAGCUGAUGGCAAAACCGGAGAUGGCUUCUACCAAUAAUAUCUAUUUGGUAGGAGGACUAUCAGACAGCAAACUACUGCAGGCCGCUAUGAAAAAAGCAUUCCCUCACAUCCAGGUACAUAUAUCGGUGGAGGCAAGCUCGGCUGUCCUCAAAGGAGCAGUCAUUUUCGGUCACGACUCCGACAUUAUUGGAUGGAGAAUUGCACCAUUGACAUAUGGUGUCAGUACGUAUGGUAGCUUUGACCAUAACAGACAUCCCAGACAUAAACUUACACUAAUCGAAGGAAAAGAAUACUGCUCCGGCAUCUUUGCGAAGAUUAUAACAAACGGUACAAGUAUGCGGAAUGGUCAGGCAACUCCUUAUCGACAAUUCUCUCCAAUUUACCAAAAUCAGACAUCAGUGUCUAUAGAGGUUACUGCAUCUCCUUCUGCAUCUCCAUCUUACGCCACAGAUCCAGGGUGCCGCGUCCUUGGAACUAUCUUGGUGAGAAUGCCUGACCUCACAAGGGGAACUAACAGAAAAGUCAAGGUCAGAAUGAUAAUGGGAGGUACAGAGCUGAAGGUGGAGGCUGUGGAUGGAAACACUGGUGUGACAUAUGCAGCUACAUUUGAUUGCAUUUAACUGUAACCGAUACCGAACCGCAUCUGAGCACAGGCUCUAAUUGAUAAAAAGAUAUGCUUUAUGUUUGUUUAUAACAUGACGUCAUAUGUGCUGACAGUAUCAUAUAACAAAUAUGUGUCGGGUAGUUAAACACGAACUGUCAUACAUUUAUAACUUAAAAGACUUUUUCAUCACCUGUGCAUCUGAGAGGGAUACAGUGAUUUUACAUGGUCGUCUCCGUCAUGUCAUUAAAAUGUAUGGUUUCAUUGGAACUUCAUUUGUAUUACCAAUAUUCCUGCUUCAGAGUCCUUUUUAGACCUCACAUUUCCCUAAAAAAGUAUGUUAGAACCACAGAAAAACGUAUUGCUAUGUGUAGUCUAAUUAGGUCUGCAGAAAUGAUUCAGCAAACAUUUUUGUGGGUGAAUUUGAGCUACAAUUUAACCAACAUUACUUGCCUGUAAGCAUCCAAAUGUUUUCUUUUAUUAUCCUGUCUAGGAUAACAAGAGUCAAUAAUCAAACCAAAUCAACAUGAAGUUCUAAAUCUUCCCAAUAUUUGUAAAUAUGUAUAAUUAGAUUAAGUUUGAGAGAAUAAAUGAAAAUAAAGAGAGAAUGAAGGGAAAGAGGCCUCCUUCGUGAGGUUACAUUAUGUAAUAGGGAUGAACCCGGGGCACCCAACCCUGGCAUUCCUCCCAAAAGUUAAUGGGGGAAUAAAAUACAAG